CCGAUGGCUCUCGACCCCAGCGGCCGCUUCGGCCUGCUGCUGCUCUUCUGCUGCCUGGUGGCUGCCCGGGCCAACCUGCUGGGCCUGGACUGGCUGUGGUCCAGCAGGGUCACCAGCCCCAUAGCUGCGCCAGCCUCUGAGCCCCAGGGUGGCCCACCCUUGCAACCCACAGCGGAUGCCACCACGACCGUGGCCCCCCGAGAUGGCCCUCAGGAGCAAGGGACAGCCCUUGCCAGCCCGGAGCUGCCCUUGGAGGAGCUACAGGGUGGCCAGGGCAGGGCCCUCACCACCCAGGCGGCCCCUGCCACGAGCUCGGACACGAAGGAGGAGAACAUCGCCGGCGUUGGCGCCAGGAUCCUGAGUGUGGCCCAGGGCAUCCAGAGCUUUGUCCAGCUGUGGGACAGCGCCAGCCCCACUGAGAACUCUGCCGGGGCAGGGACACCAGCCCCCAAGACCCCCUCAAGCCCCUUCACCCACCCUGGGCCUUCCAGCAGCCCCCAGGAGAACGGGACCCCUCUCUGGCCAAGCAGUGAUACUCCAAGCUCUCCGGGCACCCAGAGGACCACAGCCAGCACCCUGCAAGUGCCCACACAGCCACCUCCCUCCCUGGGUAGGCUCCAAGCUCCACUCAGGGGGCCCCCAGCGCCACUGCCAUCCCCAGAGAGCUUCAGUGAGGAGGUGGGGCUGCUGCAGCUCCUUGGGGAGCCCCCACCCCAGCAAGUCACCCAGGUCGACGACCCUGACGUGGGGCCAGCCUACAUCUUUGGACCAGAUGCCAACAGCGGCCAGGUGGCCCGGUACCACUUCCCCAGCCCCUUCUUCCGGGACUUCUCACUGCUGUUCCAUGUCCGGCCAGCCACGGAGCAUGCAGGCGUGCUGUUCGCCAUCACAGACGCGGCGCAGGCAGUUGUCUUGCUGGGCGUGAAGCUCUCGGGGGUGCAGGACGGGCACCGGCACGUCUCGCUGCUCUACACGGAGCCGGGCGCAGCCCAGACCCGCACAGCUGCCAGCUUCCGCCUGCCCGCCCAGGUCGGCCAGUGGUCGCGCUUUGCGCUCGGUGUGCAUGGUGGCUUGGUGACACUGUACCUGGACUGCGAGGAGUUCCAGAGGCUGCCGUUCGUGCGGACACGCCUUAUGGGCUUCAUCCCCAAGUCUCCCCUGCAUGAGGUGUCUCUGGCCCCUGAGGAGAGCGACGGGAUGAUCGCAGAGCUGAGGGUGCGUGGGGACCCCCAGGUGAGCCCCCUGCACUGCCUGGACGAGGAGGACGAUGAUGCAGACGGGGCGUCCGGAGACUUCGGAAGUGGACUGCAGGAGAGCGGAGAGCGCCUCACAGAGGGAACGGCCACGUCCCUCACACCCAGCCUCCCCCAGCCUCCCCCGGUCACUCCUCCACCCACAGAAGACUCCAGAGCCGAAGUCCAGGAAGAAACCACGGUGGUGCCACUAGCAGCUCAGACCCUUCCUGGCUCCGAUUCGGUUUCCACAUGGGACAGUCGUGUCCAGAGUGCGGGGGUCAGCCUGGAAAAGGAAGGACAGAAGGGGCAGAAGGGGGAGCCAGGUGCUCGGGGCCUGCCUGGCCCAGUUGGUCCCCAGGGUCCUGCAUGCCCGGUCUGUCCCCAGAGUCCCCCAGGCCCAAUCAGUCCCCAGGGUCCCUCAGGCCCGGAUGCACAACCUGUCCCCAGGCUGCAGGGACCCCCUGGACCCCCGGGGCUGCCGGGGAAGGACGGCGCUCCGGGGAGGGACGGCGCUCUGGGCGACCCUGGUGAAGAUGGAAGACCCGGGGACAUUGGGCCACAGGGCUUCCCAGGGGCUCCAGGAGAUGUAGGUCCGAAGGGCGAGAAGGGGGAUUCUGGCAUCGGGCCGAGAGGACCCCCAGGACCCCAGGGACCUCCGGGGCCCCCAGGACCGUCCUUCAGACACGACAAGCUGACCUUCAUUGACAUGGAGGGGUCUGGCUUCAGUGGUGACCUGGAGGCCCUCAGGGGCCCGCGAGGCUUCCCCGGCCCCCCAGGGCCCCCUGGCGUCCCAGGCCUGCCCGGCGAGCCAGGCCGCUUUGGGGUGAACAGCUCUGACAUACCAGGACCCGCAGGCCUUCCUGGGGUGCCUGGGCGGGAUGGGCCUCCUGGUUUUCCCGGCCCCCCGGGACCCCCAGGCCCUCCAGGAAGAGAAGGGAAGGCAGGAGAGCACGGCCAGAAGGGCAGCCUUGGUGAAGCGGGCGCCCCAGGACCCAAGGGAAGCAAGGGGGACCCCGGCCCUGCUGGCCCUCCUGGGGAGAGCGGUUUGGCUGGAACCCCUGGCCCAGCUGGACCUAGAGGGCCCCCUGGCCCCCCCGGGCCACCAGGACCGGGAUUUGCCGCUGGAUUUGAUGACAUGGAAGGCUCCGGGGGACCUUUCUGGUCAACAGCCCAAGGCUCCGGCGGGCCCCAGGGACUGCCCGGCUCACCAGGACUCAAGGGUGAUCCUGGAACAGCUGGACCACCUGGGGCCAAGGGAGAAGUCGGAGCAGAUGGAGCCCCCGGGUUCCCCGGCCUGCCCGGCAGAGAGGGCACUGCUGGGCCCCAGGGACCUAAAGGAGAUAAAGGGAGCCAGGGAGAAAAAGGCGACCCAGGGAAGGAUGGAGUGGGACAGCAGGGUCUCCCCGGGCCACCUGGACCCCCAGGGCCUAUCGUCUACGUGUCGGAGCAGGAUAGAGCGAUCACCAGCGUGUCAGGAUCUGAGGGCCGGCCGGGCUCUGCAGGCUUCCCCGGACCCGCCGGGCCCAAGGGCGAACCGGGCUCCAGGGGCGAGCAGGGCUUCCCUGGACCCAAGGGCGAGAAGGGUGAGCCCGGCAGCCCCUUCGGCCCCAAUGGCAGAGCCCUGGCGCCCGCCCAGAAAGGAGCCAAGGGCGAGCCAGGCUUCCGAGGACCCCCGGGUCCAUAUGGACGGCCUGGGUACAAGGGAGAGAUCGGCUUUCCUGGACGGCCGGGUCGCCCCGGGAUGAACGGAUUGAAAGGAGAGAAAGGGGAGCCAGGAGACGCCAGCCUCGGAUUUGGCAUGAGGGGAAUGCCUGGCCCCCCUGGGCCUCCAGGGCCCCCAGGCCCUCCCGGGACUCCUGUGUACGACAGCAACGCGUUUGUUGAGUCCGGCCGCCCUGGGCCUCCAGGAUUGCCAGGAUACCAGGGGCCUUCUGGACCAAAGGGGGACAAAGGAGAAGUGGGCCCGCCUGGACCACCAGGGCAGUUCCCAUUUGACCUGCUUCGCUUGGAGGCUGAAAUGAAGGUGCGUGAGGGCCUGGGGGGCUGGGGGAGGGGGCUGCCUGCGCUCCCGGCGUCAGACCCUUCUGUCUGCCCACCCCCAGGAGGGCGCCGGCCCCAGGGGUCCCUGGCUCAGUGUGGCAGCAGGGAGCUGAGCCCCAUCCUGUGGCCAGGCUACCCUGGGAUUCCGGGUCCCAAGGGAGAGAGCAUCCGGGGCCAGCCCGGCCCACCUGGACCUCAGGGACCACCUGGCAUUGGCUAUGAAGGGCGCCAGGGCGCUCCUGGGCCCCCAGGCCCCCCUGGCCCCCCAGGGCCCCCUUCGUUUCCCGGCCCUCACAGGCAGACUAUCAGUGUUCCUGGACCACCUGGCCCACCUGGUCCCCCGGGACCCCCUGGAUCCAUGGGCGCCUCCUCAGGGGUGCGGGUCUGGGCCACGUUCCAGACCAUGCUGGACCAGCUGCCCGACGUGCCCGAGGGCUGGCUCAUCUUUGUGGCUGAGACAGAGGAGCUCUACGUCCGGGUCCGCAAUGGGCUGCGGAAGGUGCUGCUGGAAGCCCGGGUGCCACUCCCACAUGGGUCGGACAAUGAAGUGGCCGCCUUGCAGCCCCCUGUGGUGCGGCUGCAUGAGAGCAACCCAUAUCCCCGGCGGGAGCACCCCCCCUCCACAGCACGGCCCUGGAGGGCGGACGACAUCCUGGCCAGUCCCCCUCGCCUGCCAGAGCCCCAGCCCUACCCCGGAGCUCCACACCACAGCUCCUAUGUGCACCUCCAGCCAGCACGCCCCACAGGCAUUCCCACCCACACGCACCAGGACUUCCAGCCGGUGCUCCACCUGGUGGCACUCAACAGCCCGCUAUCGGGCGGCAUGCGUGGCAUCCGCGGGGCCGACUUCCAGUGCUUCCAGCAGGCACGGGCUGUGGGGCUGGCCGGCACCUUCCGCGCCUUCCUGUCCUCGCGGCUGCAGGACCUCUACAGCAUUGUGCGCCGCGCGGACCGCGGAGCCGUGCCCAUCGUCAACCUCAAGGAUGAGGUGCUGUUCCCCAACUGGGAGGCCCUGUUCUCAGGCUCCGAGGGCCAGCUGGAGCCUGGGGCCCGCAUCUUCUCUUUUGAUGGCAGAGACGUCCUAAGGCACCCAGCCUGGCCUCAGAAGAGCGUGUGGCAUGGCUCAGACCCCAGCGGGCGCAGGCUGACAGAGAGCUACUGUGAGACGUGGCGGACAGAGGCCACAACAGCCACGGGCCAGGCUGCCUCGCUGCUGGCAGGCCGGCUGCUGGAGCAGAAAGCCGCGAGCUGCCACAAUGCCUAUGUGGUCCUGUGCAUCGAGAACAGCUUCAUGACCACCGCCUCCAAGUAGGGCCUCUGCUGGCUUGGACAGCAGGUGGAGGAGGACAGGUGCAGGGGAGCGGAGGAGCCCCCACAGCAGGGCAGGGAGCAUCCAGCCAGCACCCCGGGGAGGGGGACCGACUGGGAUACGUUCCUAUAGAGUUCACAUUUCAUGUAAUCCUCAGAAAUAAAAGGAAGCCAAAGAGUGUAUUUUUUAAAAAGUUUAAAACAAAAAGCUUGAUGCUGAGACUUUCAUCCAUCUCUCCCCUGCCUGACCUAUGAGCCCUGCUGGCCCGCCCUGUGCCACAUGGGGCGCUGACCUCAGCUGGAUUUCAGCGACAUGCAGCUCCGGGACUUCCUGCUCUGGGAAGCUGUGCUCACCUCAGACCCACAGGCUCCUCUGGGCCUCCCACGGUGCUGUGGAGGGCCCUUGAUUCCAACAGGCACUGACUCAGUUUUGUGCUUGGUACCCUUCCGUGCACAAAAUCCAGACCAGUCUGCAGACCAGGCACAUAGUGUGCUGGGGUCUGGCACCACAGCGCAUCUCGCCCUGGCCAAUGUCUGCCAGCAGCAGAGUGGGCAUGACCUUGCCCAGGCAGGAAGCAGUGAGCAGCAGCACGGCCCACAUCACCGGGCAAGGGGCACCGCCUCUCCUCAGCCUCUGGCCUCUUUUCAUUACCCUGCCCCCCCGCCCCCCAAACUGGAGCAGGCUUCCAAGCUCGGUCCACCCCCCGAUGCCAUGUGAGGGCCUGGGGUGCAGCCAGGCUUGGCUGUGCACUGCUGUCCCCAGACUGACCUGUGGGUCCUGUCUCCCAGCCCUGUGCUGGCCUCUCAAGUGACCAGUGAGGCCGUAUCCAGAGCUGGUGGAAUUUUAAGGGACCCAUGAGUCAGGGCGUGGGAGCAAUCUGUCCCACAUCCAGGGCUGCUUUUCCAGCUGUGGGUUCCCAACACUGACGCCACCCUGCUCUGCCCCAGAGCGAGUCCUGGAACCCCAGCUGAGCCCAGGUCCCUGCACCAAAAUCGCUGGGGUCCUUGGUUUACAUCUGCAGGGCUCAGGUAACCACUGGUGGUGAAGGGGACAGCCAUGAGCUCCUGGCCAGGAUGUGGCUCACAGCCAGCUAGGGGCCUGCCCAGCCAAGUGCCAGGACAGGAUAAGGCCAUGUGCACAGGGCAGAUCAGCAGGUGAGGGCUGUGUGUAAGCCCCUGGCCCACCACUCUGUCCCCACAAGCACAUGGACAGCUGGCCUUGGACACAGGGCAGUCAUCAACUAUUGCCUGGAAAACCCACUGAGGGGACAUGGGUGCACGCAGGCAUCUCAGGGACAGUGGGCAGGUGGAACAGCCACCAGGAUGCAACUGAGGCCCAGUCACCCCCCCAAGUCCGGCAGCAUCUGCACAAGAGCAUCAGUUGUCCCGUGGAGGGACGUGUGCGCACAGGGCCAGCACAUGCCGGCGUCAGGACCUGCCAUCUGAGGACUGUGACAAAACCGGUGGGGCUGUUCCAUAACCCUGUGUGAUGUGAGGCCAUUUCAAGCAGGCACCAAAUAAACAGGACCUUUUGCACUGACA
Galeopterus variegatus (Sunda flying lemur) is the source of this 6125-nucleotide messenger RNA. RefSeq names its product collagen, type XVIII, alpha 1 (gene COL18A1). Bases 4 to 4587 code for a protein of 1527 amino acids. NCBI's taxonomy places the organism in Eukaryota, Metazoa, Chordata, Mammalia, Dermoptera, Cynocephalidae. The record is from RefSeq and is a predicted model, not a curated record. The transcript has 42 exons.